GACAGACAGGAAGAUGAUGAGCCUGGUUCAGAUCUCCUCCAUUCUGCUGUGCUGCCUCUGUCUGUCUGACGGGAAGAUUUCAGAAUACCAACUGGAGUCUGAGACCCUGAGUCAGUGUGAGUCGCUACGUGGUGUUAGUUCUGCCCGGCAACAAGACCAUGUCCCACAGUGCUCAGAGGAUGGGAGAUUCAGACACGUCCAGUGCAGCGGUGCUGGUGGUGAGUGCUGGUGUGUGAACGCUGAGGGAGCUGAGAUCUCUGGAACCAGACAGAACGGAUCAGCUGUGUACUGUCUGACGUCCUGCCAGCUCCACAGACAGCAGGCCCUGCUGAGUGGCGAUGCCCUGGUACCCCAGUGCCAGGCCUCUGGGGAGUACCAGGCGGUGCAGUGUGACAGCGCCCGGGGACAGUGCUGGUGUGUAGACCUGGAGGGCAUGGAGAUCUACGGGACCCGGCAGAACGGAAAGCCCUCUCAGUGCCCAGGCAGCUGUGAGGUGAGAUCGAGGCGUCUCCUCCACGGCGUCGGGGAGCGCUCCCCCCCUCAUUGCUCGGCCGACGGCUCCUUCCUUUCCGUGCAGUGCAAGUUUGUCAACACCACUGACAGGAUGGUCUUGGAUCUGCUGCACACGUUCAACAGGUUCCCUAAAGUAUUCCAGACGUUCAGCAGCUUCAGACAGAUGUUCCCAGAGGUGUCCAGUUACUGUUUCUGUGCUGACAGCAGAGGCAGGGAGCUCCCCAGCACAGGUGUGGAGCUGCUGCUAGAUGAGGUGUAUGACACAGCCUUCUCAGGUCUGGAACCUGGCCUCUCCUUCUCCCAGACCAACAUGUACCGCAUCCUACAGAGGAGAUUCCUGGCCAUCCAGCUGGCGAUGAGUGGCAGGUUUAGAUGCCCCAGCCCUUGUGAGAGCGAGCGAUCCGCUGGUGCCCAAGCUGGCAAUGUGUUUGUGCCGUCCUGUACUUCCAACGGGGGUUACGUUCCAACCCAGUGCCAGGCGGAUGGGCAGUGCUGGUGUGUCGACCCCACAGGGAAGGAGAUCUUUGGGACACGACAACAUGGAGGAUCCCCUGACUGUGGUGCUGGAGUGAAGGACUGUACCUCUGAGCGUCGCCAGGCCCUCUCCAGGCUCCUCUCCAGCCCCUCAGGUCCGGUGCCAUCAGCCAAGGACUCACAGACACACUCAGCCCCAAGCCCCCUGUCUCCAUGCAGCCCCCAACUCCAACAGCUCCUGCUGGGGUCUCUAAUGGAGUCUCUUUCUGAGCGAUCCGAUUUAGGAGACAUCCUGGCUGAGACGAUCCAGGGGAUGUUCCCUAGCGGGGCCAUGGCCCUCAAGGCCCUAGCUCUAGCCUCCAACCCCAAGAGACUCCAGGAGAACCUGUUCGGAGGAAAGUUCUUAGGAAACGCUGGGAUGUUUAACUUCACUGGGGCCGUCGGUGUCAGCGGGACGUUGAGUUUCAGUCAAGCCAGUCUGACAAACAACCAAGAUCUAGUUAAACUCAUCAGCGCCACCCUGGAAAACGUGGACUUCCUGUCCACCCUACGCCAAACCAUCCUCUUAUCCAAAGCUGAGGACAGCACCCAGCUAGGUGAGCUGUUCAGGGUCCUGUUUGAGAGCGCCCAGUCCGGUGGUGCUGGUUGUGAGAGGGAGCCCUCUGCCCUGUACGUGCCCAGCUGUGAUGACAGCGGCCAGUAUCAGGAGAUCCAGUGCCAAGGCUCGGAGUGUUGGUGUGUUGACCCCCAGGGUCAGGAGGUCACAGGGUCACGCUCCAAUGGUCAAAGGCCAAGGUGUCCGUCAAGAUGCGAGAGGGAGCGAGCGGCUGCCCAGAAGGUGAAGUCAGGCCAGGCUGCUGGGGUAGAGGUGUUCAUGCCGAAGUGUGCGGAGGACGGGAGCUACGUGGCGUUGCAGUGUCUGGGAAAGAGUUGCUUCUGUCUGGACCUCCUGGGAGAGAGACAUGCCACUAUCCCUGUAGGACAGACUGUUCAGUUCCAUCUAGCUGUCCUCCCCCCUCUCUCUCCCCUUCCCUCCCCAGGACCAGCUCCAGGCUCCUGCUCCCUGGCGGUGGCUGAGGUGGACCAGUUCCAGGAGGAGGCUGAGCGUCUGGUCCUCCUCUCCAACAGCUCCCACGUCCCUCUGGGCUACAGCUACCUUCUAGCUGAAGGUCUCCGUCUGACCUCUGACGAGCUACUCCACGCCCUCUCCUCCUCCGACCAGACCACUCUGCUCUCUGAUAGGCUGCUGAGCCACUCCCACUCUGCUCUACGACUUGCUGCCCACUCCACCCUGCGGUUCUAUUGGCAGAGCCAGCAGGCAGCAUCUGUGGAGGAGAGACAGUCUCUACUGCUGGGCUACCAGCCCUACAGGCCCCAGUGUGAUGCCCACAGACAGUGGCUGCCCACCCAGUGCCACCCCAGCACAGGUCAGUGUUGGUGUGUGGAUGAGGAAGGAGGAUACAUCCCAGCUUCCCUGACCAGUCGCUCCCUGCAGAGACCACAGUGCCAGACCCGGUGUCAGAGAGGUUAUGCUCAGGCUCUGCUCUCUGACUGGACACAGUCCUCCUACAUCCCGACUUGUGAACUGAGUGGCCAGUUCUCUGUGCUCCAGAAGGGGUCUUCAGGUGGAGGUGGAGCCUGGUGUGUCAGUCCUGUUUCUGGGGAAACCAUCCAGCCUGCUACCCUGAGUCCCAGUGGAGACCUCACAUGUCCUAGCUGGUGCCAGUUGUUGAAAGACAGAGGUCAGUCUGUGGUGGGUUAUGAGGCGGAGUGCCAGGUGGAUGGAAGGCUGUUCUCCCCGCUGCAGUGUGACCAGACAGACUGCUGGUGUGUGUCUCAGACUGACGGACAGGAGCUGCCUGGAACCAGGACCCCACGUGGCACGGGGAAGACCCCAGCCUGUGACAGUCCCCAGUGUCCCUCUCCGUUCUCUGACACCAUCGUUACCCACGGUGACGUGGUCUGUCACUCUGACGUGAUUGGUGGCCAGCAGAACUGUGAACUCAUCUGUCACCUGGGUUACGAAAGCGCUCUUCCUGUGAACAUGCAGUUAUUGUGUGACGUGGAGACCAGAGCCUGGGUGACAGAGGCCCCACUUCCUCAAGCCUGCCAGAGACUUCAGGUGCUGCAAACCAUCCAGACCUCUGUGGUGCUCCAGCUCGCCCUGCCUCCAGGCCAGGGACCCUGCAGCUCCACCCUCCACUCCAGCCUGCAGAUCUCUCUACUCCACGACAUGAGGGCCAAGGGUCUCUGCAGCCUGCAGGUUGGUGUGUGUCUGAUGUUCAGCUCUGUGUCAGUGUGUGAUGAGUCGUCCGUCUCUGUAGAGUGUGUGAGUGAGGAAAGUGUCAGUGUUCAGGUCAGCUGGAGGGCUCUUCUCUCAGACCUUCCUGUCUCUGUUCUGCCAGACCUGCAUGACGUCGAUGUGGCGCUCAGUGAGGACAGGCUGUUGGAUGGGCUGCUAGGCCUGAUGGGUAGUGACCCCUACCGCUCCCUCUUGACAUCUGAACCCAGAGUCCUCUCUACCUCAGCACCUGACUUUGGCUGUUCCAAUGGCUACCAGCGUGUUGGAACAGGAUGUGUGGUGUGUCCUGCGGGUAUGUUUUCCAGUGGAGGUGUGUGUUCUCCCUGUCCUCAGGGCUCCUACCAAGACCAGGAGGGGACAGACUUCUGUACCAUGUGUCCUAAAGGCACGUCCUCUAACGGAGCUUCCACUGCCGCACACUGUUUGACAGAGUGCCAGCGCAGUGACCUGAUGUGUUCAGAGGGAGGGGACUUCCUGUUGGCCCAGCAGGACAUCCAGACCAGGAGGUGGCGCUGUGUGACGUCCAGCGGAGAGCAGCUGGAGUGGACAACCACUGGCCAGCCUCUGUCUGAGGGAGAAUGUUCAGUUCUGGAGAGGUUUGAGACAGUUCCCAGAUCAGCGUUUUCUCCAGCAGCAGAAGACUAUGUUGUCCUCAGCUCAGAGACGUCAGACACGACCAUGGAGAAACAACUCAGGACGUGUGUGUUAGCUUGUGCCCAGGUCCAGACUUGUCUUUACGUUGUCCUUUACGCAGAAGAAGGACAAAGUCACUGUGAACUCUACAGCACCGACGCUGCUAACAUCCAAUGCGAAACCUCUGAGCAAACCAAAGGGUUCCUGGGAAAUGCAGGUGCUGAUAUGUUCCAGAACCUGAGCUGUUCUCUGAAGGUGAACGGGGCUGACAGACGGAACGUCACGGUCAUCAGGAAGAAAGGUCAUGAAUUCACCAGUAAGGCCCAGAAGACCUUUGAAAGGUUGAGUUUCCGUAAGGCCAGUUCUGGUGUGUACCAUACCAUGGUGUUUGCAGCUGAAAGAACCACUCUGACCGACGUCCAUCGUUUCUGUCAGGACGAGUGUACCCGGAACACCUGCUGUGAUGGCUUCAUCCUCAACCAGAACGUUCUCAACGGAGGUACCAUUAUGUGUGGACUGCUGAGCUACCCAGACAUGUUGCUAUGCAGUGAGGCAGACUGGGAUGUGUCUGGCUUGGCCAAGGCUAACAGGAUCUGUGGGGCUGGAGUCACCUACAACAAACUGCAGAAACAGUUCAUCUUUAACUUUGGAGGACAAGACUUGACCAUCACGGAUACAGCUCUGCCAACAUCAAGCAAGAACAAAACUGACUACCAGGCCACCAUUAUUGGGUUCCAAGGCAUUUACCUCUGGAAAGAGUCUGACAUGACCACUCGUCCCAAGACCUCCCCAGCCUGUAGCAGUGUCCUCCCACAACAAGCCCCCGGAGUUGUUCUGUCGGCUGCAGUGAAGGAGACGUUUGUGGCCCUGGACAGCAGUGCUGUUGUUUUGGACACUGAACAGGACAUCCCCAGUCUGCAAUACUGGAUCUUCAAACAUCAGUUCUCUGCACAGGAGGCUCAGCUGUGGUGUCUGAAACGCUGUGAGGAGGAAGAGCUGUGCCACGUGGCUGAUGUGAGAGAUGAGAGCUCAGUGUACUUUACCUGCGCCCUGUACCCAGACACCCAGGUGUGUGGGGCCUACGACAAACCCCUGAGACAGGCCUGCAGCCCUGUGCUCCCCCAGCAACCCCACACCGCUCACACCAAGAAGGUUGAUCUGACUGGAAGUGUGGAGAGUUUUUACAGCCGUGUUCCCUUUAAGAAGAUGGUGUCUUAUUCCGUCCGUAGCCGUGUCAACCUGAGUGCCAAGCCUAUCACUGAGGGGUUCCGUGAGUGUGAACGGAGAUGUGAUGAAGAUCCAUGUUGCCGUGGAAUCGGAUACGUCAGGGACACACAGUCACCUGGAUCAGACGUUCUCUGCCUGACUCUGAACAGCUUUGGUAUCCAGACAUGUGGUGAAGGUGAGAGGACAACCUGGAGAGUCCAGGACUGCACCCCCUCCAAAGUAGAAACCGGCGUGUAUCCGCUUGGCUGGUACGAGAAACCAGUGAACCAGUGGACUAAAUCACCACGAUUGUGCCCCAGUUUCGAACUACGUGUUCCUUCAAAGAAUGUGAGUUUGAGUGAGUGGAGACUCCUGGAUGCGUCCUCUACGCUGGUGGAUCCGUCCGUCUCCACGUUUGACAUUAUUCACAUCAGUAAAGACAUCGCUGAGGACCUGGACAGGACCAGAGACUGGUGUCUGUCUGCCUGUGAGGAGGCUGACUCCUGUGCUGUGGUGUCAGUGGGGCGGACCGACUCGGCUGUCCGCUGUGUCCUCUACCCAGACACCGUGGCCUGUGGCCCCUCCACUACCACCACCACUGGAGGUCAGGACUGUCGGCUGGUCAUCAGAGAGUCAGCUCUCCAGGUCUACCUCCACAAAGAACCCAAGGUGGAGUUGACGUCAGUGUUUAUCCCGGCUCACGGAACGCUCCAGGGAGAGGCCGUAACAACGCUGCUCGGGUCAGACAGGAAGACAGUCAGACAGUUCUUGGGAGUUCCGUACGCUCGUCCUCCUAUCAGAGCCCUCCGUUUCGCCCCCCCACAGCUUGCUGAAUGGAGUGGCACAUGGAACGCCACGAUUACCAGACCCAGUUGUCUGCAGCCUGGAGCUGUAGAGUCAUCAGCCAGCAGUGAGGACUGUCUGUACCUCAACAUCUUCGUCCCCAGUGGCAUCAGAGGGAGUACAGCGGUUCUGGUGUUCUUCCAUAACCCGUCUGGAGCAGCCAGCAAUGACACACCAUCUCUACUGGACGGCUCCUACCUGGCUGCCGUCGGCAACAUCGUCGUGGUUACCGUCAACACCAGGGUUGCAGCGUUCGGAUUCCUCAGCACAGGCUCCACAGCCCUGCCAGGUAACGCCGGCUUCCAGGACCAGGUAGUUGCUCUGAAGUGGGUCCAGGAGAACAUUGAGGCGUUCGGAGGUGAGCCCAGGCUGGUGACGGUGGGGGCAGAGCGGAGCGGAGCCGACGUGGCCAGCCUACAUCUGACCUCUCCCUCCUCGCGUGGUCUCUUCAACAGGAUGCUGCUCAUGGGUGGCUCUGUGUUCUCCCCUGCCUCAGUGCUGAGUGUAUCCAAAGCCCAGGGGCAGGCUGAGGCUCUGGCCCGGGAGCUGGGCUGUCCCCCCUCCUCUGACCCAGAACAGCUGGGCUCCUGCCUGAGAGCAGCUCCAGCACAGGACCUCAACACUGCCCAGACUAAGUUGCUGUCAGUCAGUGGGCCCCUGCAGGCUUGGGGUCCAGUGGUGGAUGGGGUCUCUGUCCAGGGGAAACCCUCCAUGGCCCUGAUGAAUGCAGGCUUCCACAGAGCUGACCUCCUGCUGGGCUCCUCCGCAGAGGAUGGACUCAUCAGCAGGGCCAAGAGGAUCAAGAACUUUGAGGAGCUCCAGGGGCGAGCUGCCAGUAAAACAGCGUUCUACGAAGCCCUGUCCAACUCUCUGGGUGGAGACGAUGCCAAUGCUUUUGUGAAGGCUGCAGCUACCUGGUUCUACUCCAUGCAGCACUCUCCCUCUCCAGCCGGCUACAAUCUCUUCUCUCAGGCUCUUAACAGUGCAACCAGAGAUCUCUUCAUUGUGUGCCCCACCAUAAAGAUGGCCAACUUCUGGGCAGCUAACACCAGAUCCAAUGUGUUCAUGUACCACCUGCCUGAGGACACCGCCCAGACCAGUGCUGACCUGUCAGUACCCCUGGAUGUCCACUAUGCUUUUGGCCUCCCUCACAGCCCCCUGACCUACGACCUGUUCACCAACACAGAGAGACGCCUCUCCCUACAGAUGAUGACCUACAUGGCCAACUUCAUCAAGUCCGGAAAUCCCAACCAGGCUCACAGUGUGUCCCGUGUGGCCUUCAGCGAGGCGGCGCUGCCCCCCUGGCAUGCCUUCCAGCCUCACCCUGAGGGGGACAGCUAUAUGGAAGUGGAGCCAGGCCUCAGCAACCACAGGGGCCUCCGCAGGGCCCAGUGCUCCUUCUGGGCCGACUAUGUCCCCGCUCUGACCGCCUCCACUGGAAAACUUUCAUCUGCUGUGUUGGAAGGGGAAUCUGCUGGUUUGGGGGCUGGAACUCCAACACCAGAAACCAAGUUAUUUGUUGAUUUCUUGACAACUGUCACCCAGAGCAAACCCAAGUCAGAGAAGGAUGCUUAUAAUUAGAAAGAACUUCCACACUACGUACUGUCUAAUCUGCAUUUAGGGUUUAUCACUCACAUAUAGUGAGAAAUGACAUGUUGUUUCAACUGCCAAAGGUGUCUGUAAAUUAAGUCGUG
Molecule: messenger RNA, 7665 nt
Organism: Salmo salar (Atlantic salmon)
Lineage: Eukaryota; Metazoa; Chordata; Actinopteri; Salmoniformes; Salmonidae
Source: RefSeq, a predicted model, not a curated record